Dictyostelium discoideum AX4 is the source of this 1485-nucleotide messenger RNA. RefSeq lists its product as hypothetical. Bases 1 to 1485 code for a protein of 494 amino acids. The transcript is spliced from 3 exons. The record is from RefSeq and is a predicted model, not a curated record. NCBI's taxonomy places the organism in Eukaryota, Evosea, Eumycetozoa, Dictyosteliales, Dictyosteliaceae.
AUGGAUAAUUUAUUUUUUAAAGUUUGGAGAAAUUUAGUAAUUAAUAAUAAUAUUUUUAGAUAUGUUUAUUUAUAUAAAAAAAAUAGAGUUUUACUAGUUUCCAAUCAAUUAAAUAAUUUAUUAAAUAAUAUUGAAAUCGAUUAUGCUUUUAAAUUAAUAAUAAAAGCCAAUAUAAUAUCAUUAUCUCUUACUAAUAUCAGAUCAAUACAUAUUUUAGAUUUAAAAAAUACAAUAAUUAAAAAUUUUUUAAUUAAAUCUGAUAAAAUUGAAACCAUAAUUUUACCAAAUACAGCAAAUUUAAAAUUAAUUAAAUAUUUACCAAAAUCUACAAAAUCAUUGUCAUUUUUUAUUAAUAUUGGAAAUAAUGGGAGUGAAUAUUUUAAAAAUAGAAAAUUAAAAAUAUUUAAAAAGAAUAAUACAAUCGAAAAAAUUCAAUUGAGUUUUAAUACUGGUUGUAAAUUAGAAAUUGGUUCCCCAGACAUUUAUGAUAUUCAACCAGUUAUAAUUAAAAAAAAUUCAUUUCCAAAAUCACUAGAGAAACUAAUAAUAGUUACACCAUUAUCAAGAUAUUUUAAUUCUAAUUUUUUUUAUAACACAAACAUUACAUAUCUUCACUUUCACAAUAUUUUAAGAGACAAAUUUACAAUAAAAAAAAAUUAUUUACCAAAAUGUUUAAAAGUAUUAAAAAUAUCAGCAAUUAAAAUUAAAAGUUGGGGUAUUAUUUUCAAAUUCUGCUCAAAUUCAUUACCCCAAGGACUUCAUACUCUUAUCAUUCAAACAAAUUAUUGUUGGAUAAAGAAAAACAUUAAUAUUAUAAACUUCUUUCCACCAUCAUUAUUUAAAUUAAAUAUUUAUGUUGAAAAUUUUUUUAAAUAUUAUAAAUCAUUUUAUUACAUAUCUUCAUUGUUGAUUUUUAAUAGAUUCAUUUUAAAAAAUGAGUUAAAUCAAUAUAAAUCUCAAAAUAUAUAUAAUAAUAAUAAUAAUAAUAAUAAUAAUAAUAAUAAUAAUAACAAUUCAUUAUUAAAAUCAAUAUUUCCAGAUAAUUUAAUUAAAUUAAAUAUACAAUGGACUUUUGAAAAUGAUCUUUUAUUUUUACCAAAAUCAUUAACAUCUCUUUCAUUUUUAAAUUCUGAUAGAAAUGUUUUUGAAAUAAAAACAGCAUUUAAUACAUUUAAAGAUUUAAUAGAAACAAAUAAAUUACCACAAACUUUAAAAAAACUAAAAUUAUCUUAUAAAGAUAUUUAUUUAAAAUUUAAAAAAGAUAAAAUCGAUUUUUCAAAUCUUCCAAAAUCACUUGAAAAAUUAUAUUUCUAUGAUUAUAAAAAACCUAAAACUGAUUCUUGUUUAAGCCAUUAUCAUGAAAAACCAAAAUUUCAAGGCAAAAUUUAUCAAUAUAUAAAUAGCGAUGCUAAUAUAAUAGGAUUAAAACAAAAUCAAACCCAUAUAAAUUAUUUAGAAAUUAGUGAAUUAUGUUUUAUAAAAUAA